UGAAAAAAGAGAAGUGUUGCAAGUAAUACAUAGAAUUUAUUUUGACAGAUAAGUCAGUAGGCAUUUUUUUUUUUUUUUUUUGAAAAUGAGUUUCACCAAAGCUUUGUGGGGAAAAAAAACCAUACGUAGUACAUACUUCCUCUGUAAUUUUUUUUUUAUAGUUGCAACGAACACUUCUCUUUUCAUGCUUGUUGAGUUGCCAAUGCAUGUAUUCAAUCGUUUAUAACUUUAAUUACCAACAUGUAAAAAUUAUAAAUAAUUGAUAUUGAAAUCAUAUAAAUCGAUAAGAAUCUAACAAAAUCCCACAUGAUUAUAUUUUUACUUCAAUAUAAAUCGUUAAAACUAAUCAAUAUAUAAAUAGUGUAAAAGUUAAACCUUUGCAACUUAAAAAAAAAAAAAAAAAAAAAAACCGGAGAAGUAUGUAUUAGUUUCAAACAACCACAAGUGUAUGGGAAAACAGAGCAUUUAAAAAUAACACAACCAAGGUUACCAAAAAAACAACAUAUAGCCAAAUAGGGGCUAGAAUUGGAUGGAGCAAAUUUCCCACAAUUCCUGUAAAUUCGUCAACCAAUGGACUUUGUCAAAAUAAAAAAACUCUUUCCUUUCAAUUCUAGUUUUUUUCUUUCUCCAAAACAUUUUUAUUAUUUUGAGGCCUCUUUCAAUUUGAGGCUCUCCUGCCUUCACCUUCUAUUUUCCCACCAAAAAAAAAAAAAAAAAAAAUAACACACACACACAAAAUCAAACAAAAAUUGAGGGAAAAAACAAGGCAUAUCUAAAAAAAAAAAAAAAAAAAAAGGUUCAAACACCAUCAUGAUCAAAUCAAUGCAUUGGAUGAAUAAAAAAAACAGCAAAAAACAUUCACAAAUUAGAGCAAAAACUAAAAAUUGUUGAAGUUCCAAGAUUAUUAUUACCAUCUUCUUCCUCCUACAACAUUGUACAUAACAUUUUUGGCUAAAAGGUUAAAUGGCCAUUACAUCAUACCAAAUUUUGAACCCACUUUUUUUACAACCAUAUUUCCUUUUCAUGCUCACCUUAUUAUUUUCUUCACCAACACAAUCCAUAUCCGAUGUAGAAGCCUUGUUAAAGUUUAAAAACUCGCUUUCGACACCCGAAGCUCUCAACUCAUGGGAUCCAAACACCGGCCCUUGCCUAGACAAAAAUGCACGUUGGAACGGCAUUCUUUGUUUAGAUGGCAAUGUCAUUGGCCUACACUUAAAAUCCAAGGGAUUAUCCGGCAACAUCGACGUCGAUGCCUUGGCUAGUCUACAAGGCUUACGCACCAUUAGCCUUGAGGACAACGAGUUUUCUGGCCCUAUUCCGGAGAUUAAUCGAUUAGGAUACUUAAAGGCGGUGUACUUAAACAACAACAAUUUUACCGGACAAAUAUCUCCGGAUUUUUUCUUAAAGAUGGAGUCAUUAAAGAAACUUUGGCUAGCUAAUAAUGCCUUCUCCGGUGAUAUUCCAUCGUCGUUGACACAACUUCGUAACCUCCUAGAGUUACACCUCGAAAACAAUCAGUUUUUGGGUGAGGUUCCCCCUCUUAAGCAACCGCCUUUGGUGUCUUUAAACUUGUCUAACAACCAACUACGAGGCGAAAUUCCUAUGAGUCUUUUGCAUUUUAAGGCCUCUUCUUUUGAAGGAAAUCCCAAGCUUUGUGGUGAGGUUAUUGGGGUAGAUUGCAUUACUAUAAUUAGUAACAAUAAUCAGUCAACAUCCCAAAACUCGACGUCACCUCAAGGAGAGUUGAGUAAUCUUAAACAAUCUCACAAUAAUAAUCACUUUGUUGGGGUGAUUGCCUUGGUUAUGAGUAUUAUUUUGGUGCUUUUGUCCUUGGUGAUUAUCGCGAUUUUUGUUAUGAAGAAGAGAAGGGUGUAUAAAGAUGAUAUCCCUACUACAACCCAAAAUAAUGAUGACACUAAUUCCAUUGCCACAACCUCAACCACUACCGCUUCUAACACGAGAAGCAAAGACGGUGUACAUGUCAAUGAGAGGGCGAUAGAGGUAGGUGUGGAACCCAUUUUGCAAAAGAAUUCAAGCCAUUCUUCUACGUCUAGUAGGAGGAGUAACAACUCGGAAAAAUCAUCAAGAAAAAGCUCGGUAAAAGGAAGUAGCAAUCGCGGUGUGUCUAGUAGUGUAGGUGGAUUAGGGCAAGGAGAUCUUACAAUGGUGAAUGAUGAAAAGGGUGUGAUUGUGUUGGCGGAUUUGAUGAAAGCAUCGGCUGAGGUGUUAGGAAAUGGCGGUAUAGGUUCGGCCUAUAAAGCGAUCAUGGGUAAUGGAUUAGGGGUAGUAGUUAAGAGGAUGCGCGAGCUAAAUAGAUUGGAGAGUGAUGCAUUUGAUGUGGAGAUUAGGAAGUUGGCUAGUUUGAGACAUAGGAAUAUUUUGCCUCCUUUAGCUUAUCAUUAUAGGAAAGAUGAGAAGCUAGUUGUUUAUGAGUAUGUUGCCAAAGGCAGCUUGCAUUAUCUUCUACAUGGUGAUCGAGGAAUAUCUCACGAGGAACUAAAUUGGCCAACACGUCUAAAGAUCAUAAGAGGAACAACAGAAGGCCUAUAUUACCUACACUCUCAACUACAAUCCUAUGACUUGCCUCAUGGCAACCUUAAAUCGAGCAAUAUUUUGAUUGACACACAAAACGAGCCAUUGCUCUCAGAUUAUGGCUUUAGUCCAAUGACUAAUCCUAGUGUCGCGGCACAAGCCUUAUUUGGCUAUCGAGCCCCAGAAGCCAUACAACACCAAACAAUAUCUCCUACGUGUGAUAUUUAUUGCCUAGGAGUAGUCAUCCUCGAGAUCCUCACGCGCAAAUUCCCUUCCCAAUACCUUAGCACAACCAAGGGUGGCACAGAUGUUGUGCAAUGGGUGACCUCGGCUAUAGAAGAAGGUAGAGAAGUUGAACUGCUUGAUCCUGAUAUUGUGUCACAUUCGACGAGUUGUAAAGAGAGCAUGGUGAAGAUGCUUCACGUAGGGGUUGCUUGCACUGAACCUAAUCGCGAUAAAAGGUUAAAUUUGACUGAAGUAAGGGAGAGAAUAGAAAGGGUAUGUGUUCAAGGUGAUGGAGGUCAAGAUCUAAAGACUAUUGAUCUCUUGUAAAGUAACUGAUAUCUUAGAAGUUGUGUUUUGUGCAAAGUUCAAGUCAACACUGACCUCAAGCUCUUUUGAGUACCAUGAUGUAUUUGUAGACGACUGUAUCGAAAACAGUUCAAAGGGAAGCUCGGUACAUACGGUUCAGAAGAUUUCUAAUUCAACUCAACAUUUAGGUGUAAUUUGUUGUUGUAUCAUCUAUAAUUUGUAUACCAAGAUAUCAUCGAAUUCUUUUUUGUAACACGAAUCAUGUUACAAAACUUGUUAUUUUUAUA
Molecule: messenger RNA, 3350 nt
Organism: Chenopodium quinoa (quinoa)
Lineage: Eukaryota; Viridiplantae; Streptophyta; Magnoliopsida; Caryophyllales; Amaranthaceae
Product: pollen receptor-like kinase 3
Exons: 2
Coding region: 964-3084 (706 amino acids)
Biological process (GO): protein phosphorylation
Molecular function (GO): protein kinase activity; ATP binding; protein binding
Source: RefSeq, a predicted model, not a curated record